UUCCUUUCCCUUUCCGCCGUCCCGCCCCGCCUGCCCCUUUCCCCGUCCGGCGGCGCCCCUCCUCCCCCGCCGCGUCGAAAUCCCAAACCCCACCCUCCCUCCCUCGCCGCCCGCCUGCGAGCCACGAUGAUGCACAUGACCUUCUACUGGGGCACGUCCGCGACGAUCCUGUUCGACGGCUGGCGCACGUCCGCGUGGACGGGCUACCUCCUCUCCCUCCUGGCGCUCUUCCUGGCCGCCGCCUUCUACCAGUACCUCGAGGCCUUCCGGAUCCGGGUCAAGCUGCUCGCGGGCGCCAAGGCGGACCCCCUCCCCCCGCCCGCCGGCUCCGACGCGCGGGCCCCGCUGCUGGCGCCGGGCGCCGCCGCCUUCGCGGGCGGGCGCAUGCCGGCGCGGGUGGCCACGGCGGCGCUCUUCGGGGUCAACGCGGGCAUAGGGUACCUCCUCAUGCUCGCCGUCAUGUCGUUCAACGGCGGGGUGUUCAUCGCCGUGGUUCUCGGGCUCGCGGCCGGGUACCUCGCGUUCCGCAGCGGCGACGUGGACGGCGACGACCUCGUCGUCGUCGACAACCCCUGCGCCUGCGCCUAGUAGGGAAUCCGACGAGGCGAGGGGUGGGUCGCCGGCUUGCCCCCAAGGUGUGAAUGUGUGUGAUUACUGGAUGUUGUACAACACAGGUGGUAAUAAGAUGGUGUACAAAUUGAUUUGGUGUGGUUCGGGGGGAUUGCAGACGUUCGUUUUACCCGGGAGGAAAUUGUACAAUACAGAAUCAGGAUUCAGGAAA
Hordeum vulgare subsp. vulgare (domesticated barley) is the source of this 781-nucleotide messenger RNA. RefSeq names its product copper transporter 5.1. The transcript has a single exon. The coding region runs from base 127 to 588 and encodes 153 amino acids. Gene Ontology annotation, biological process: copper ion transmembrane transport; intracellular copper ion homeostasis. Lineage: Eukaryota; Viridiplantae; Streptophyta; Magnoliopsida; Poales; Poaceae. The record is from RefSeq and is a predicted model, not a curated record. Gene Ontology annotation, molecular function: copper ion transmembrane transporter activity. Gene Ontology annotation, cellular component: plasma membrane.